Malassezia vespertilionis is the source of this 1311-nucleotide messenger RNA. RefSeq lists its product as uncharacterized. Bases 1 to 1311 code for a protein of 436 amino acids. Gene Ontology annotation, cellular component: plasma membrane. The record is from RefSeq and is a predicted model, not a curated record. Gene Ontology annotation, biological process: iron ion transport; intracellular iron ion homeostasis; copper ion import. The transcript has a single exon. NCBI's taxonomy places the organism in Eukaryota, Fungi, Basidiomycota, Malasseziomycetes, Malasseziales, Malasseziaceae. Gene Ontology annotation, molecular function: ferric-chelate reductase activity.
AUGUUAAUCCUGUUUUCGUCGGAAUACUUUUCUGGUCCUCGCGCAAAGGUGCAAAUGCAAAUGCAGCUCGAAGUGCCUGUUGCACCAGGCCUUGGAAUUAAAGAUACUGAGCUUGACACCCUUCGUCUGAGUUUCCAAACACCUCUUCGUUGGCGCCCUGGACAACACAUUUAUGUUCGAUUCCCCGCACUAAACAUGUUCCAAGCUCAUCCAUUUUCUAUUUGCUCUUUGCCAAACGUUUCUUCAAAUCUUCCGUCAGAGCUAGUCAUUAUUACAAAGGUGUACGAUGGCACGACAAAAAAGCUUUUUAAUCACAUUGAUAAGCUAAACGAGAAUUAUUCUCAGAGCUACUUCAAGAGUGAGUUGGACAAAGAUGCCAUAAAGCAGCUUUCUAGCGAGGAGCAGGACUGGAUUGAAAAAACACACAUGAUGGAAUUUGCCGAUGAAGUACCGUCUAUUUUGGCAAAUGAAGUGCAAUCCAUUGAAAAGGAGCAGAGGGAGCUAUCGAGCAGGAGACAGUCGGAAGUGAAGACGCAGCUGCCACAGAGCAACAGUGGUUCCACGGUCAAUGCUGAAAUUGGCGAAAAAGAGCUAAAUGGAUCUGAACUUUUGAAUAAGACCAGUGAUACACUCAUUCCAAACUCUGAAAACAACAAUAAUCGCUUAACAAAUUUGAUCGCUUCGAGGGUUAAGGCAUCACCAUUGGAGAAGUCUUCUGUGCGUAUUCCCGUAACCGCGGUGAAGUCAGGCACGAUCUUGGCUUGUUUGGACGGGCCGUAUGGAUUUAUCCCUGAUGCAGCCUCUAUGGAACACGUUGUUUUGUUCGCUGGUGGUACGGGUAUCGCACAUCUGUUCCCUAUUAUCACUGAUGUGCUGCGUCGUGUUGCAGGAGGUGAGAAGACGGUAGUAACUAAGAGCAUACGGCUUGUAUGGUCUACGCGAUCUCGUGCUAUUAUCAACUGGAUUCGCUCGGAAUUGCACACGAUUUACAAUUUGCAAAAACAGACUGGUAUCGAUGUCACUAUUGAAGUAUUUGUUACGCAAUGUCCCGAGGAUGUAUUAGUGAAAGCUCCCAUACUGGGAGUUGCAGUCACGCACGGUUCUCGUUUUGAUGCGAAAGCCGUUUUACGUGAAGAGGUGGAACGCGGAAAAGAGCUGGACUCGACUACGAUGGGCGUCUAUGUUUGUGGAUCUGGAUCCCUCUCUGAAGCUGUUGGUAACGAAACUGCUUCUCUUAACUACGAAAUAAUGCGUGGCCGUCUUGGCAGCAUUAAAGACAUUGUGCUUGAGAUUGAACAUUUCACCUGGUGA